Molecule: messenger RNA, 1092 nt
Organism: Cordyceps fumosorosea ARSEF 2679
Lineage: Eukaryota; Fungi; Ascomycota; Sordariomycetes; Hypocreales; Cordycipitaceae
Product: tafazzin
Exons: 2
Coding region: 1-1092 (363 amino acids)
Source: RefSeq, a predicted model, not a curated record
AUGGCCGUCGUCUUCCCGCCGGGCCCCCUCCGCCACAUAACCCCUCUGGCAGAGUCUGAGGCUGCUGCUGCUGCUCGCCAUGCGCUAGCCAAUCUAUCCUUGCCCGGCCUGCAGCAGCCUGCGCCCGCCAGCCUCAUUGGUCUCGUUGUUUCCCGUCUCGCCGCCAACUGGGCCUUCCACCGUGUCUUUGACCAGCACUACUUGUACGACAUUCCCUGUCAUCUCAAGCCAGCACUAAUGCGGGAGCUCGCUGUUUACAGCCCUGCCGGCCUUGCUCUCGGCGACAUCAAGGCCCUGCUCAUGCGUCCAAGCCAUGGCGACAACAACAGCAGCCAUCAUGCAGGGGGGUCGCCUCUCUUCUCGGCUGUCGACCCCGAAAUUACUGCGCUGGACCUCACUGGGUCCUUGGGAAGAUCACUAACCCUGAGGGAUGUGACUACCCUGCUCUUCCCCGCUCCGCCGACCUCGCCGAUCCCAGACAACGCUCAAGAUUCCUGGGAUGUUAGUGAGGACGUUCCCGCUGCCUGUCUUUCCCAUGCACUUGUGCCCAAUCUAACGCACAUUUCUCUCGCAAUUAACCCCGAACAAACUGAUAACGUGUCAUGGCGCGACCUCCUUGCCCUGGCUCCUCGACUGGGCUCAAUCACGCACCUCAGCCUAGCCUACUGGCCCGAACCUUGCCUCUUGCCAAGUGCCAAGUUUGCAACCGUCGGCUCUCCGCAAGGCUACCAUAUCCCAUACGGUGGAACGAGCUACUAUUCGCAUUCGAUAGACCAUGACUGGAGUGAGGCGCUGUUGGUACUCAAGAAGCUGAGCCAGAGCCUCUAUACCCUCGAAUUUUUAGAUCUCACUGGAUGUGCCUCUUGGUUUCAGGCUCUGAAGCUCGAAGAUGGACAUGAUUAUGUGGACUGGGUCAGUAACUGGGGAAAGAUUACACAUCUCCGCCUCAAGAUGGGCUGGUCUUUGACAGAUGAUGCUCUACCUGCAACCAUAGCCUCGCACCGCGACGCGGCCGCAUUGGCCUUAUCCAUCGAGAGGCACAUUACUGCUGCUAGGGGCGGUAGAGGGCGCUUCAUCACAGUCGAACGAUGA